Chrysemys picta bellii (western painted turtle) is the source of this 2349-nucleotide messenger RNA. The record is from RefSeq and is a predicted model, not a curated record. Lineage: Eukaryota; Metazoa; Chordata; Testudines; Emydidae.
AUGGGUCACUCUUCGUUCCCUCCGAAGCACCUGGUGUUGGCUGCUGUCGGCAGACAGGACCCCGGGCUAGCGAUUGGACUGACCCAGCGUGGCUGUUCUUCUCUUCUUAGGGGCAACGUGGACAGAGAAACGGGCUCAGAGGAGGAUCUCGGCGGGGGGCCCCCAUUCUGGACAAGAUCGCACGGACAAUGCGGUGGGGUGAGGAGAGCGGUCGGCUGGCUGAAUGGAGAGGAAAAGCUAGAACUUGAGGACGUCGGGCGGCAACCACAAGAUUUGCACGGAGUCCGCACGUGGGAGGGAGGCCCGCGUCGAUGGCGACAGACUCCUGCCCGCCGGUGCCCGGAGCGUCCCCAGGAAAUUUGGAAAGGAUUGGCCGUGGCAUCCGGAAGUUGUCGCCUGAUGUGUGGGUGGAGAUGCACCGGGACAACCAGGGGCGAGAUUAGAAUCAUCCGGGAGCUGAGCUCCGUCUCGGGGAAAGAGGCGUCUCUGCCCCCCCCCCCCUCCUGUUCUCUGUCUCUCGGAGCCACCCAGCAAGUUGGGGCGGACCCACGGCCGGCUAGAUCUGGGGAGCUCGCUGUGCUUCAAACCCCCCCUCGAAAUUUGCCAAGGGUCCACCUGGCACCGCAUGUGGGGGCCCCCCCAAAUUUCUUGCCCAGCUCUAGGUCAGGAGCUCUUGUGCCUGGGAUGGAUUUUGCCACCUUGGGGGGGCAGGAGAUGACCCCCCAUUUCCUGGAGCCCCCCCUCCUGCCGCCGGCCGAUGAAUCCGCGGUCUUCUUCCACGGAGCCGAGGGCGGGGACCCCGGGGCCCUCGCUACCUACUUCUCCCGGACACCGGAGUCCUACCGCAGCACGCCGGCGCGCCCCAUGUACCCCCUCCUCAAUGGGCUGCAGUGGGUGGACGGGCACCCGUAUGCCACGGCCGGCUGGACCCCCGUCUCCUACGGCAAGCCCCAGGCCGGGGUCCCCCUCUAUCCGGCUCCCCCCUCCUCCUCCUCCUACAGCCCCCCCUCGCCCAAGGAGCAGCCCCCCGAGGACAAGGGCAGCCCCAAGUUCCUGGAGAUGUUGAAGACGGAGCCGACGAGCCCCUCCACCACCGAGCUGCUGACGUUGGGGUCCCCUGCCGGGGCCCCCCACCCCGCCUACACCGGGACCCCGGAGUUCGGGUUCUACCAGCCCAGCGGGAGCCCCCUGACGGCUGGGUACUCCCCCAAACUCAGGGGGCCGCUGCAGCUGUCCCCAUGCGAGGCGCGGGAGUGCGUGAACUGCGGGGCCACGGCCACCCCCCUGUGGCGCCGGGACGGCACCGGGCACUACCUGUGUAACGCCUGCGGGCUGUACCACAAGAUGAACGGGCAGAACCGGCCGCUCAUCCGGCCCAAGAAACGCCUGAUCGUCAGCAAACGAGCGGGUACCCAGUGCAGCAACUGCCAGACGACCACCACCACGCUCUGGCGCCGCAACGCCAGCGGGGAGCCCGUCUGCAACGCCUGCGGCCUCUACUACAAACUGCACAACGUCAAUCGCCCCCUGACGAUGCGGAAAGACGGCAUCCAGACCCGCAACCGCAAAGUCUCCGGCAAGGGCAAGAAACGCCGGGGGGCGGCUCCGGGCGAGGGGGGGGCUGGGCCCCCCACCCCACUCGAACUGCUCUCCCCCCUGGGCGAGGACCCCGGCUCCCUCUACGCCCUGAGCCCCAUGGUCCUGUCCAGCCACCUGCUCCCCUUCUCCCCCUCCACCCACCUCCUCGGGCCCCCCCCAGCCGCCUACCACCCCCCCCACCGCCUCCCCGGGGGCAGGCGCCUCGCUGGGGUGAUGGGGGGCCCCUCGGGGAAGGAGGCUGAGCUGGAAAGAGGGGGCAGCUGGGGGGAUAUUGGGGUACAGCUGUUCAGGGGGUUGCCCCCCCCCAGCCACAGAUUCGGGGAUUGGGACAGAGGGGGCAGAGUGUUGGGGUACAGGGGCAUUCUCCUCAGCUCAGCAGCCGCAAGGAUUGGGGGCCACCCCCCGUCUGUCCCAUCGCCCCCCCAUACGCACGCACCUGUCCAUCCCCCCUAGACCCCCAUCUGUCCCUCCCUCCAUCCACCCGGCCACUUUCGAAGGAAUGACCCCUCAUUUCUACCCUCCCCUGUGCCUGGGUUUCCCCUUCAGCACCCCCAAAUCCUCACACAGGGGGCUCCCCCUACACCCUUCGCCCCUUGUGGUCCCCAAAAUGAACCCGUGUCCCCAUGAUCCAGCACUGGCUGCGAUAGGACCCCCCGUUUUUACUCUCCCUUCUGGCACCCCAAUAUAUUGUGGGUUAACAAAAUAUAUGGAAACUGCAUUUUAAAAUAUAUUAUAUAUUUCUUGUAAUGA